This is a messenger RNA of Dendroctonus ponderosae (mountain pine beetle), 2180 nucleotides long. Its product is annotated as trafficking protein particle complex subunit 12. The record is from RefSeq and is a predicted model, not a curated record. NCBI's taxonomy places the organism in Eukaryota, Metazoa, Arthropoda, Insecta, Coleoptera, Curculionidae. Gene Ontology annotation, cellular component: TRAPP complex; Golgi apparatus. Bases 394 to 2010 code for a protein of 538 amino acids. The transcript has 9 exons. Gene Ontology annotation, molecular function: protein binding.
CCCAGCCGGUGCGACUGACCAUGGUGUAAACRAACUCGAAAAGAAAAUUUUAACUACGAGAACAUGUUGACAUWAYCUCACAUUUACAAUCAUACCCAUCCAGCAUCYCCGGAUCAUCCAGAUCUGCAGUAAAUGUUAUCCGCUUGAUUAGAAAAACCAAAUUAUUUAAAUAUGACGAAUAUUUAUUGCAAACCUAUUGAGAUMUUUCAUAGGUUAUGAGUAUGUUAUGACAGUCAUGUCAAAACACUCAAAUCAAACGAAAAACAGUCUCAGAAAUUAUUAAAUUCCCUUUAAUAAGUAAACGAACGUUGUUAUAUUCGAGAUUGUAGCAAAUAUAAGCUGAUAAAUAUAUUUUCUAAGAAAAAAUGCCAACUUAUAUAUAAAACUAUAACCAUGACGGACCAGAAAACACCAUCACUCACACAGUAUUUUGGAGCAACUGAUCAUGAGAAGGAACAAAUGGACUUUUCAAAGGUAUUAACUGAUACUACAGAUAAAAUAAACAGCGUCCGAUUGGGACAGGAGGAAAGGCCAACAAACGAGCCGGAAGUGUGCAGAAUUUUUGCGGAAAUACCAGCUGAACCCAAAGAUCCAACAGCAAACUUUUUUGAUUUGAUUGGAAACGAUAAAGGCAAAGUGAACAGUGCUGGCAUUAUAUCUGCUCUAGAUUUACCUACUAACAACGAGGACACAUACAUUCCAAGAGUUUCAACCAGUGCUGAAGCAGAUAGAAGAAGAGAUGCCUGGAUUCCUAUUGAAAGAACUAGACAGGCUCUGAUUGCCAAUGCAACCGCUCAACCAGGCACGUAUGUGCCUGAUUCGGACCUGUUAACCACGCCAGGGAUUUUGAUUGAAGAAGAAUUAGGAGAUGUCAUAGGAGAAGCAGUGGGAGCCUGUUUAGGAGAGGCAGAAGCUGCUCAAAGAAGAAGUUUAACUGCUAGCGAUGUUACCCAGGAUGAGCGCGGCCUUAGGGAGUUAGUUCAAGCUGGUUCCUUCAGAGCUGCAAUUAAUCUUACUGGCAGGCUCUUAUCAGUUUAUGGACAAGGAAGAGGAAGGAAGGGACAUUCGACAAAACAUUCACCCCACUCACUUCAGCUUUGGUUUACUCGAAUUGCUCUAUUGAUCAAAACCAAAGCGUUUGAUUAUGCUCAAAAGGAAGCAGAAGCCUUCGGCCAGCUGGAGAAGCCUGAUGUGUUUUACCAAUUCUACCCUGAUAUGUAUGGCGGACGGCCCGGAUCAAUGGCAUCUUUCAGUUUUCGCCUACUACUGGCCGAAUUACCAAUGCACUGUGGGAAACCGAAAGAAUCGUUGACUAAACUUUUCAGUAUUCUAGGAGUUAUCAAAAAAAUGAUCCACAAUUUAAAACAAGGACUAUGUGAAGAUGGAAAUCCAAUGGAGAUAGGAGAAUCUGAUAGAGCCGAUUCACUGAAACUAUGGAGUGGUAGAGAAGCCAGAGUUAUGCACUCUGUUAUUAAUUGCGCGAUAUCGGUGAAAGAUUACGAAUUGGCUUUGGAAUUAUUAGGGCAAUUAUCUGAAAGAGACGGAGCUCCGAAACAGGCAUUGUUAUCAGCUUUAGGUCGACUGCAUUUGCAACUGGGAAAUAUCUCGGGAGCGGAAACAUGUUUCAAUGAAGCAGCUCAACUUGGCCCUUCGGGGGUGCGUGAUAUAGUCGAUAAAGGAUUACUAGCAAUUGCUCAAAAUAAUUUCGAUAAUGCGUAUGUAGCCUUUCAACAAGCCAGUAAUUUAGAACCGUCCAAUAUAAUGAUUCUCAACAACAUGGGAGUAUGUCUACUCUAUGGCGGCCACUUGAAGGAAGCAAUUUCAGUGCUAGAAUCAGCGAUAGCCAAUAAUCCAAUGCAUGCCCUUCACGAGUCGUUAAUCCUCAAUUUAUGUACGCUUUACGAUAUGGAGUCAUCGAAGGGCAUCACAAAGAAAUUUGCCUUAUUAAGGCAAAUAUCAAAAUAUAGUGCCGACGCCCCUACUGCCAUUUUAGAGAAACUCUACGGGUGAGAUAGGCUUGGGAUGUUUUUUGAUUGAUUUUGAUUGGUAUUCGUUGAUUUAAAACCUAUAACGCGGUCCAUGCACUCUGAUUAAUUAAACAACUGUGAAUGUUCCAUCAAAAUUGUGCAGUAGUAUGGUAUUCCAUACCUAAAUAAAUAAUUAAACUUAUUAGGAACAUA